Messenger RNA from Nothobranchius furzeri (turquoise killifish), 1594 nucleotides. Its product is annotated as SUMO-conjugating enzyme UBC9-B. Gene Ontology annotation, biological process: protein sumoylation. NCBI's taxonomy places the organism in Eukaryota, Metazoa, Chordata, Actinopteri, Cyprinodontiformes, Nothobranchiidae. Gene Ontology annotation, molecular function: SUMO conjugating enzyme activity. Gene Ontology annotation, cellular component: nucleus. The record is from RefSeq and is a predicted model, not a curated record.
CAAACAAAUUGGGGUCCUUUCUUGCUGGAGGCUAGCUAGCGUAACGAAGUUCAGAUUCAUGCUGUUUUAAAUACAUGGAAAUUUAUCUCCUAAAUUUCAUCACUCAGUUGUAAAUAGUCCGUGUGUGUUUUACUAACAAAAAUACGUGUUAUUCGGCUCGUUGUAUUACGCUCUAGCUAGUUUUGUAAUUAAAUCCGGCUGGUGUUUCUCUGGUGUGUCACCGUUUUAGCGGAGCUAGCAUUAGCAUCAGCGCUGCAAACGAACCUCCCCUGACACCAACUGGCGACUUUUGUCACAUCCUUUAGUCAGUCCAAUAAAAUAAUCGGGAGGCGUUGAUGAGCAGCGAUGUCCGGCAUUGCUCUUAGCAGACUGUCACAGGAGCGCAAAGCCUGGAGGAAAGACCACCCAUUUGGAUUUUUUGCUAAGCCCACUAAGAAUCCAGAUGAUACCAUGAAUCUGAUGAACUGGGAGUGCGGCAUCCCUGGGAAGAAAGGGACUUUGUGGGAGGGUGGACUGUACAAGCUCAGAAUGCUGUUCAAAGAUGACUACCCUUCCUCUCCACCCAAGUGCAAGUUUGAGCCGCCUAUAUUCCAUCCGAACAUCUACCCGUCAGGCACCGUCUGUCUGUCCAUCCUGGAGGAGGACAAAGACUGGAGACCUGCCAUCACCAUCAAACAGAUCCUUUUGGGGAUUCAGGAGCUGCUGAACGAGCCCAACAUCCAGGACCCGGCACAAGCCGAGGCUUACACGAUUUACUGUCAGAACAGGAUGGACUACGAGAAGCGGGUCAGGGCACAAGCCAAGAAGUUUGCCCCUCCUCCCUGACCCACCUGAGCAGCCUGAAGGGAGGCACCUGAAGGACCACUCCAAUCAAAUAGUUUCUGAGUAUUUUUAUCAAGUCCCACAGAUGACACGCUAGCCUGGUUUUCUUCCAUUCCUUUAAAGCAACGCAUCUCAUUAGAUUCAUUCUGAUUGUAACAGUCAUAUUUAUGGUUUUUAAUCCACUCUAAUUCUGCUCAGUAUAACGUUUAUUACUCGUUUAUAAUCCCAGUCCCUAAACAACCUUCGGUCCACGCCGCAGACCUGCACCCAUCAGACACAACGCCCAAACCAGUUCCACAUUUUAACCAAAUCGAAGGAGCGGCGCAGAGUUUAAUCACACGUGAGAGGGACGAUCCGAGCACUUGUCAGGGCGAAGGCUCCUACCGCGGGAGGACGGUUUAGAUUUAGGUCCCGGUGUAAACGUGGGUUUGGUGGCCUCUGCUGGAAGUGAACUGAACUUCAUCCACAUUCACGAUCAUCCUAGAAAAAGUCCUUUAAAAUUCACCCUAACCAAAAAACGCUUCCACUGAUGAGAACUAAGCCAAGAGCAGGUGGAGCGGGCCGACUCUCACGAGCAGCACCAACACAGGAAAAGUGCACUUGGAUGUAAACAAACUGGUUAUUUCUUCCUUUUUGCCUCUAAAUACGAGUGCAUGUACAUAAUAUAAAUAAGAGAAACUGUGGAGGUGAUGUUUUAUAUUGUUGUAGCCGGUUGACGUUGUGUGUGGCAUUGUAUCUGAAAAAAUGUGAAAUAAAGUUGGGUGAAAACCAA